Suncus etruscus (white-toothed pygmy shrew) is the source of this 930-nucleotide messenger RNA. RefSeq names its product olfactory receptor 8D1-like. The transcript has a single exon. The record is from RefSeq and is a predicted model, not a curated record. Gene Ontology annotation, biological process: G protein-coupled receptor signaling pathway; sensory perception of smell. Bases 13 to 930 code for a protein of 305 amino acids. Lineage: Eukaryota; Metazoa; Chordata; Mammalia; Eulipotyphla; Soricidae. Gene Ontology annotation, molecular function: odorant binding; G protein-coupled receptor activity; olfactory receptor activity. Gene Ontology annotation, cellular component: membrane.
AAGGAAAUAACCAUGUACAAUUACUCCACCGUGACUGAGUUUGUCCUUGAAGGAUUAACACACCAGCCAGAACUCCAGCUGCCUCUCUUCUUCCUGUUUUUUGGCAUCUACAGUGUCACAGUGGUGGGAAACCUGGGCAUGAUCCUCCUGAUUACUUCAAGUUCCCAGCUCCAGUCUCCCAUGUACUUUUUCCUUGGUAAUUUGUCAUUCUUAGAUCUUUUUUAUUCCUCAGUGGUUACCCCCAAACUCCUGGGAAACUUCAUAUGGGAGAAGAAUGUUAUUUCUUAUCCUGGGUGUAUGGCUCAGCUCUUUUUCUUUUGUGUUUUUGCUAUUGGAGAGUGUUUCAUGCUGACGGCGAUGGCCUAUGAUAGAUAUGUGGCUAUCUGUAAUCCUCUGUUGUAUAGUGUCACCAUGUCCUCAAAGGUAUGUAAAGUGUUGGUCAUUGGAGUCUAUACUAUGGGAAUACUGGGUGCAUUAGCCCAUACAGUUGCCAUGAUGAAAGUUUCCUUUUGUGGGGAAAAUGUGGUCCACCAUUACUUCUGUGACAUAGUUCCUCUUCUAAAGCUCUCCUGCUCCAGCACAUAUAUCAAUGAACUUCUGGUGAUCUAUGUAGGUGGAUUCAAUGUGUUGACAUCAACUUCAACCAUCAUUAUCUCUUAUGCUUUUAUUAUUGUGAAUAUUCUUCGAAUGUCUUCAGCUGAGGGAAGAUCCAAAGCUUUUAGUACUUGUGGCUCUCACUUGAUGGCAGUUGGGGUUUUUUAUGGUUCUAUCAUAUUUAUGUAUUUUAAGCCCUCCUCCAGCAAUAUGGCCCAGGAAAAGGUGGCAUCUGUGUUCUAUACAACAGUGGUCCCUAUGCUAAAUCCCUUGAUCUACAGUUUGAGAAAUAAAGAUGUAAAAAGUGUCUUAAGGAAAAUCAUAGGGAAAAGGUAA